UAACUAGUUAGGUAUGUAUGUUAGUUAUUCGAGCGUGUGUAUUCGACCUCGUUGAAUGUGAGCGGGACGGCUGGCUGGGUCCAGCUUUCCCGACCAAAGGGACAUGAAGUUUAACGUCCAUCGCCAUCACUACCAUCACCACCACCACCACCAACAACAACAACACUAAUAACAACAAGCCGCCAAAAAGAAACAAGAAAAAGCGAGCGAGGAACCCGGCCGCGUUACCGACAGAAUGGCAAGAGGGCCGGCCCGCGGUCCAACGGCGCCGCCCCGUUGCAACGUCAGCCCUGCUCCUCGAGCCACCCCGUCGUCGGCCGCCUGUUUUCUUGUGGGAUCCAGAAACAUGGCACUGGAUGCGUGCAUGAGCCCGCGUCUGUAGCGCCGACGCCGGCGUCCACACCCUCGACACCUUGUUGUUUCCAUCGGGUGGUGCCCUCCCUCCUCGUGAAAGCCCACGCACCUCCUCCACCUCCUCCUCCUCCUCCUCCUCCUCCUUACGGUAGCCGACGAGCUAGGGGACCCUAAUAAAUUAGGUCGUGGUCCCGGACCGUCCACGUGUACCUCGUACGGGGCGCUGCCAGCCCACAAGAGGAGAAGAGGCCCCCUCCCCCCCGAGGAAGCCGGCCCCGGCCGUUUGCCAUGGUACCCAAUGGGGCCCGCCGUGACCACCCUCCUUGGACUGAGGCAAAGGCACGGCGAGAGGGAGAGAGAGAGGGUGCCCCGAGAUGGCGGACAUAUGGCGGGCUGGGGCUCGGUCGUGUCCGGUCGGUUGCCAUUCUCCUACGGGGUCGAGAGCUGCUUGCUCCGACUUUGUGACGCCCAAAUCGUAGCUCCUCGCCAACACUGCGAUGCGACGAUCCGGCGCCAUGGAAAACGUCAAGAUUGCCGUCAUCGGCCUCGGUACGCACCUGCGAUGCCCUGCAAUGCAACUUCCUAACACGCGGUAGGGCCCGCCGGGCUGACGGCCGUCAAGUCGCUGCGGGAGGAGGGCUUCGACGUCGUCGGCUUCGACCGGCGAGAGCGAGUCGGCGGCCUCUGGUCGUACAGCGCCGACCCUUCGCACACCUCGGUGAUCCAAAACACCGUCUCCAACAUUAGCAAGUUUGUUCGACUUUCCAGUUCCCAAAGAAUACCCCCCCUACAUGACCGGCUCGCACGUGGCAGAGUAUUUCCAGGCGUACGCGAGGCAUUUCAAGCUCGAGAAGCACAUCCGCUUUCGAACGACGGUGCGGAAAGUGCUGCGAGACAAGCUCGACUCUGGGUGGAAUGUCCACGUCUCGGGCCCCGACGGGGAGUCCGUCCUCCGCUUCGACAAGGUCGUCUUCGGCAAUGGCUGCGAGACGGUGCCCAAGUGGCCGCCCAUGCCAGGCAAGGAAAAGUUCAAAGGCUCGGUCCUCCACGGCCAGAGCUACCGCACGCCCGACCAAUUCGCAGGGAAGCGGGUUCUAGUCGUGGGCAUCGGUAACACGGCAUGCGAGGUGUCACUCAGCCUUGCGGGCCAUGCGUCCACGUUGUACCAGUCCUACCGCCGAGGGCGAAUCAUCGUCUCGCGGUACCUCGACGACGGCAUCCCGACCGACAGCACCAUCCCCUGGCCGGUGCUGCGCCUCAAGUACAUGCUCGACUACAACCUCCCGUGGCUGACGGCCCCGCUCGUGGACAAGUUCAUGCAGGGUAAGAUGAUCAGCGACGCGGCACGCGAAGACCCCAUGGGGCCAGGCCUCCCGGCGCGGGCCCGUCGGAAGCGCGCCGAGAAGAAGCUCACCGAGGACUGGCGCCUGGUGCCGUGCCCGAGCAUGGCGCACGAGCACCCAGCCGUGCAGGAGCACUUCCUGCCCGCCCUGUACCGGGGGCGCAUAACGCCCGUCAGGGGGUUCAAGGCGUUUACCGGUGACGACCGGGUGCUGCUUGAUGACGGCACAGAGGUCGAGGUGGACGCCGUCGUCUUCUGCACGGGCUAUUCGCUCGACUUUGGCAUCAUGCCGGAGCUGGAGAUGGACGGCGCAUGCGGCCUGCCGCUCGUGACCGCGGACCGCGCGCAGUCUGACCCGCGCGUCCCGCAUCUGCCACGCCUGCACCGCAUGCUCUUCCCCCCGCGGUGGGCGUCGUCGGUCGCCUUCCUCAGCUGGAUCGCCCCUCAGGAGGCCGUGUGGUGCACCUGCGAGCUGGCGUCGACGGCCGUGGCGCAGGUCUGGGCGGCGGAGACGGCCCGGGAGCUCCGCCUCGACCAGGCGGCCCCGGCGGCGGCCGGAUACCGCAAGCCGGCGCUGCUGCCGUCCGAGGCGGACAUGAACGCCGAGGUCGACGAGUACCACGCAUGGUGGCGCAGCGAGUGGGAAAAGGAGCCGUCGGUGCGGCCCGGCUACGUCCGCGCCCACACCUGGUACCGCGCCAUGCACGAGCUGGCGGGCACGGGCAUGUACGGCCACAUCGGCCACCCCUUCUCCCUGCGCGGGUGGCGGCUGUGGUGGCGGGACAGGGACCUGCACAAGUGGCUGUCCAGGGGGCCCAUGAACAGCUACGGCUGGCGCGUCUUCGAGACGAACCCCAAGGGCGUCCCCGGCUGCGGGAGGCGGGCCCUGCCCGAGGCGAGGAGGAACGUGGAAGAGGCGUACGAACUGUACCAGAGGUAUAAACAGGACAUGAAGGACAGUAGGCUGCGGAAAAAGGUCCUGCCUGAUGAUUGAACAGGCUUGUGGGAAGAAAAACAUCUAUUAGCGAGGUGCAGCAUCCCAAAGCGGAAAUAUUCUCGGCGAUGUGGGGCCGGGCCGGGACCGGGACCAGGGCGGGAUCGAAGGCGCCCGUCGGGCCCGUGCGAGCGGCACCAGUAUUUUGUCCCUUAGGCCAAUGAGCAAGAGCAGCAUUCUUCACUCAGGUAGCGUCAGAAUAAAACCCAUUGAGCAGUCGAUGGCCUCGGUCUACGACGAUGCCAUCCAUCUGCCCGGUGCCGCCCCGAAGGAUUUGGCUCUGCUGCUGACGCUGUGGGCUCCGGUGAGCCGAUGACCUCAUGCCACGGGAUUGAAGCCGUCGUGAAGCAUGCAACUUCGUCCCAGGCGCCUGCCUAUAUCUUUACGGGACUACGAAUUCGAUUCGGGAGGAAGUCUACCCGUCACGUCCUCGAUCCGUUCGUCGGUCAGCCGAUGGCUGCUUCGCCGAUCGAUCCGCGUGGGGUUUGUCUACUCUGAAGAAGCAAGGGCUAUCAGAUCUCAGCAGCGCCGGCUGUCGAGCUUUCGUGUCCCUGCCAUUCGCCAUCCCGUGCUACAUUCACGGUGACUUGCACAGUAUAAAGGACUUUGUCCUGGCCGUUGACAAGGGAGAACCCGCACUGGACCUCAGGCAGCAACAGCAGUCCCCAUGUUCAUACUACCAACUGAUGAUGUACUCCUCUGUCAAGUUAAUGUAUACCAAGUAAUUCCAUGUAGGAUUUCCAGGUCUGUCACACAGCUUCUUCGCUCGCCA
Molecule: messenger RNA, 3462 nt
Organism: Purpureocillium takamizusanense
Lineage: Eukaryota; Fungi; Ascomycota; Sordariomycetes; Hypocreales; Ophiocordycipitaceae
Product: Flavin-containing monooxygenase
Exons: 5
Coding region: 1146-2690 (514 amino acids)
Molecular function (GO): flavin adenine dinucleotide binding; N,N-dimethylaniline monooxygenase activity; NADP binding
Source: RefSeq, a predicted model, not a curated record